Molecule: messenger RNA, 1494 nt
Organism: Abrus precatorius (Indian licorice)
Lineage: Eukaryota; Viridiplantae; Streptophyta; Magnoliopsida; Fabales; Fabaceae
Product: glycinin G3-like
Exons: 4
Coding region: 1-1494 (497 amino acids)
Molecular function (GO): nutrient reservoir activity
Source: RefSeq, a predicted model, not a curated record
AUGGCUAAGCUUCUUGCACUCUCUCUUUCCCUUUGUCUUAUGCUUUUCAGUGGGUGCUUGGCUUUCAGAGCACAGCCACAACAAAAUGAGUGCCAUCUGGAACGCCUGAUUACCCUCAAACCCGAUAACCGUAUAAAGUCAGAAGCUGGCUUCAUUGAGACAUGGAACCCCAAAAACAACCAAUUUCGCUGUGCCGGUGUGGCUCUCUCUCGCUGCACCCUUCAACGCAAUGCCCUUCGCAGACCUUUCUACACCAAUUCUCCUCAGGAAAUUCUCAUCCAACAAGGUAAUGGUAUUUUUGGGAUGAUAUUCCCCGGUUGUCCUGAAACUUUUGAAGAGCCACAGGAAUAUGAACAAGGAAAAAGUGUCAAGUUCCAGGACCGUCACCAAAAGGUCAAUCAGUUCAGAGAGGGUGAUGUGAUUGCGGUGCCUACUGGUGUUGCUUUCUGGAUGUACAAUCCUGAAGACACCCCAGUGGUUGCUGUUUCUCUUAUUGACACCAACAGCUUCCAGAACCAGCUUGAUCAAAUGCCCAGGAGAUUCUACCUUGCCGGGAACCAAGAGCAAGAGUUUCUACAAUAUCAGCAACAGAGAAGUGGCAGUCAAAGCAGGAAAGGAAAGGAAGAAGCAGAAAAUGAAGGGGGCAACAUUUUCAGUGGUUUCUCUAUGGAAUUCCUGGAAGAUGCGUUAGGCGUGAACAAGCAAAUAGUGAAAAUCCUACAAGGUGAGAACGAGGAGGAGGAGAAGGGAGGCAUUGUGAAAGUGGAAGGAGAUCUCAGCAUCAUAAGCCCACCCACGAAGAAGCAGCAGCAAAAGGUGAAGGAAGAAGAAGAGGAAGAAGAAGAGGAAGAAGAAGAGGAAGAAGAAGAGCCUCAUUGCAAGACGAGGACACGCUCUUGUCCCUUCCCACGUGCAAGCAGAAGCAAAAGCAAAAAUGGCAUUGACGAGACAAUUUGCACCAUGAGACUUCGCCACAACAUUGGUAAAUCUUCAUCACCGGAUAUCUUCAACCCUCAAGCUGGUAGCGUCAAAAUAGCCACCAGCCUCGACUUCUCAGCCCUCGGGUGGCUCAAACUCAGUGCUGAGUUUGGAUCUCUCCUCAAGGGUGCUAUGUUUGUACCUCACUACAACCUCAACGCAAACAGCAUACUAUACGGAUUGAAAGGGAGGGCAUGGUUACAAGUGGUGAAUUGCAUGGGCGAGACGGUUUUCGACGGGAAUCUGGAAGAGGGUGAGGUGCUGAUAGUGCCACAAAACUUUGCUGUGGCUGCCAAGUCCCUCAGCAACAGCUUCAAGUAUGUGGCAUUCAAGACGAAUGAUAAACCCAUGAUGGCCACACUUGCAGGCGGAAACUCUUUGAUCAAUGCAAUGCCAGAGGAAGUGGUAGCUCGUUCAUUCAACCUGCGGAAGGAACAGGUAAGACAGGUAAAGAAGAACAACCCCUUCAAGUUCUUGGUUCCUCCUCGUGACUCUCAAAAUAGAGUUGUGGCUUAG